AUGAUAACAUUGAAUUUCAAAAAUGUUAAACAAUCUCAUGUUACACAUGAUUAUGUCUCUCCUGGUGGAUCAUCGUAUUGGAUUCCUGUUGUUUCAGACAACAUCAAACCUAAAAUCAAUUCAAUUUUUGAUUCAUAUACAGCAACAUUAUCAAUGUAUUACAAUUAUUCAUCAUUAGCAGGUUUUGAUGUCAGGCUUGGACCAUUUAGAACAACCGAAUCUUGCAUUACCACACAACGACAUUUGCUAUGCAAUCGGGAAAGUAAACCAACAACCGCUAAAGUGGAUACUUUGGACCCUCAGCAUAAUAAGAUUCAAAGAAGGAAAGACUCAUUUAGGUGCGCAUGCAAAGCAAAAAUUGUUGUUAUUCUACUACAUGGUACUAAUAAAUAUAAUGUUGCUGAAUUUGUUGAACAACAUAAUCAUAUGUUGUUUGGUAAGGACAAUACGUUUUUGUCUCGUACAAAGAGGAAACUUGAUUAUUCACAGGAGAUGUUUAUUCAUAACUUGUCAAAGCAAAAUAUUGGUCCAUAG
Messenger RNA from Lactuca sativa (garden lettuce), 534 nucleotides. RefSeq lists its product as uncharacterized. The record is from RefSeq and is a predicted model, not a curated record. NCBI's taxonomy places the organism in Eukaryota, Viridiplantae, Streptophyta, Magnoliopsida, Asterales, Asteraceae.